Pomacea canaliculata is the source of this 2595-nucleotide messenger RNA. Its product is annotated as signal recognition particle receptor subunit beta-like. Gene Ontology annotation, cellular component: plasma membrane; cytoplasm. The record is from RefSeq and is a predicted model, not a curated record. NCBI's taxonomy places the organism in Eukaryota, Metazoa, Mollusca, Gastropoda, Architaenioglossa, Ampullariidae. Gene Ontology annotation, biological process: intracellular protein transport; vesicle-mediated transport. Gene Ontology annotation, molecular function: GTP binding. The transcript has 7 exons. Bases 20 to 817 code for a protein of 265 amino acids.
GAGUAGCGGGUCUUGACGGAUGUGGCUGUCUAUCGACAACAUGGCCGUUCCAGAGCAGCUGCAUGAGUUGGUGGCAUAUGUUUCUACCGGUCUGAAAAAUGGAGACCCUACUGUCAUCGGAGUGCUAGUAUCUCUAGCCGUAGUUUUUUUGACAAUUGUCUUUCUAACCAUUAGAGGACAGAAAGGAAGCAAACGGCAAGGAAUUCUACUGACUGGAAUAUGUGAUUCAGGAAAGACAUUACUGUUUUCGAGGCUGGUAUACAAGAGCUUCAAGACAACCUUCACUUCUAUUAAAGUGAACAGUGGUACUUUGAAAAUACCUGAGAAAAAUAAGAGCAUCCCAGUGGUGGACCUACCUGGUCAUGAGCGUUUGAGAUCACAGAAUUUAGAUGAACACAAGGGAUUGGCCAGGGGUAUCAUCUUCAUGGUGGACAGUGGGGCUGUGCAGAAAGAUAUCAAAGAAGUCGCUGAAUAUCUUUACACCAUCCUUACCGACAAUGUGAUAUCAAAGAAUUCUCCACCAGUCUUAGUUGCUUGCAAUAAGCAGGAUCUGACCCUCUGCAAAGGAGCCACUGUUAUUAAGAGCUUGCUGGAGAAAGAGUUGAACACACUGCGUAUGACCAGAGGAGCAGCCCUGCAAGGUACUGACAACUCAGCAAAUAAUAAUGUAUAUCUUGGGCGACACAACAAGGAUUUUGAGUUUGCAGAUCUCAAAUCCUUUCAAGUUGAAUUUGUUGAGUGCAGUGCUCGUGGCAAAAGUGAAGAAUCUAAUGGAGACACUGAGUGUGUGCUGGAAUGGAUUGCACGUGUUGCCUAAAUUUUUUCAGAUUGAGAAAAGCUGUUUCAUUGUUUGAUUUGGCGAAAGAAACCUGGAAGGAUGCCAUACAUGUCAGACACUGCAUUUUUGUUUUGAAUUUGUAAAAGUGAUUUAAGAACGUUUUCUUUUGUCUUAUCUUAAUUAUUUGGGUGUUUUUGGUUUGAAUGCAUUUUUGUAUUUUGGCUAUAUUAAUUAUAUCUUAGUUUCUGCAUUUUUUGAAAAAUACCAUAAUUUUUGUUUUGAUGUAAGGUUCUGCCUGUUCGGUGUUUGAAAAUAAAAAAGAAGACAACAGAAUUUGUGCCAAAUCCACUCAAAAUUCAAAAGCCUGUUUCUGUAAUUCCAGCUAGGAUAAACAGCAUUUACUCUAGAAAGAGAACUUUAAAAGAUAUAUAUAUAGGGAGAGAAUUUGUCUAUUAGCUCCUAGUGACUUUAUUGCUGUGUUAUAGUAAGUCAUUAUGAAGGAGGGCAGGUCUUCAAAUUGAGAAAAUGCUGGUUAAAAUAUGUUAUGAAGUAUACAGGUUAGACACAUCUUCUUGCUGCUAGUGAUCAAUACUCAACAUUAAAAUAUUUAAAAGAAGUGCAGGUGCUGGAUUUUAAAAUAUGCUUCAUGAUUGCUGUAUAUAUAUAUUUUAAUGAUGCAUUUUGUUUAGUGGAACACAGCUCUGUAGUCAAUCUCUGUAUAAAAAAAAUGUUAUGUACCUAUAGGUGCAUCUUGCAUUCUAUUUUGUUUUAAAAAGACGAGUUUAUGUGGCUAAGGGGAGAGCAUCCAAGUACAAUCUUUGCAUCAUCUUACAGCAGCUAUUUUAAGUACCAUCCAUUGAGAAAGCUUUAAUUGACAGCAGAUUUGAGAAUCAUGUAUACAUGACAAUGUAGAUAUACAACAUUUUUUUCUUUUUAUCAAAGAUAGCUGCUACUUGCUGCUUUUUUUUGGAUAUAAAAGACACGAAGAAGCUCAUAGUUUUUUCAUCUAGAAAAAUAUGAUAAAAAUCUUGUUUGCAAACAAAAAUGUUGAUGGCCUCUGAAGAGAGGAAUUGAUGUUGUGCAGACUGGCUUGUCAAGAAAGAAAACCCACCAAAUGUUCACAGUUUUCUUAAUGAUAUUACAACUGUCUAUCACAUUUCACAUAAAGUGUCAUUUUUCAUCUGCUAUGGAAUUGCUUGACACACAUUGUGAUAGUGCUUCAGCUAUUCUGUUAUUCGUACCCUUAAUAGAUUUAAAAAAAAAAUUGCAAUUCCUGUAACCCACCUCAUCAUUCUUAUAAGGGAUUUGAGGGGUUUGUGAUCAGUGAAAAAGACGCAUUGCUUGAUAUUGAGAGUUUGAGGACAGCCCACAUCAUCGCUAAAGACUUUCUACAGUGCUGUACCGGGUUUCUCUCUCCAGCAACAUUCAGCUUAUAUGCACAUCAGGUAUGAAAGCUGUCUUCGUGUGUAAUAGCACAGCACCCAGUCUCACUGCGCUAGCAUCUGUAGGAUAAACAGUAGUAAAAAGUUCGGUAACUUCAGGAUGGGGCAAAUGAAAACAUUUUGAAUUUUCUCCAGUGCAGAUUGGCACUCUGUAGUCCAGUGUGUAGAAUGAGAACUGUCUCCUUUAAUCAGAUCUGAUAUAGAUGUCAUUGUUUUAGAGAAAUUGGCAAUGGAACGCCUAUAGUACCCAGUGAGUGCGAACAGCGAGCUUUCUCUCUGAAGUCUUAAUGUCUAAGAUCUUUUGGAAGAGAACACGGUCUGGAGUCAUGACUCCUUGUCCUCUCUGAUGUCCUAAAUAAAAUAUCUGUUGAUGGA